AUGGAGCUCCAGUUUUCCUUCUCUCUCAUCGCUUUCGUCGUCCUCCUCAUCUUCUUCCUGUUUUACUCGGUUAAAUUACUGAAAAGAUCCAAACGACUUCCGGGUCCAUGGAAGUUGCCUCUAAUCGGAAGUGUUCACCACUUCGCCAUUCCCCACUUAUCUGGUACACUCCCUCAUCAUUCUCUGAGAAACUUGGCAAGGAAAUAUGGAGCCCUCAUGCAUCUGCAACUAGGAGAAAAUUCAACGAUUGUCGUAUCAUCAUAUCAAUUGGCAGAAGAGGUAUUGCGAACGCGAGAUCCAGCCUUUGCGAAUAGGCAAGAAGUUCUAGCAGCUAAGAUCAUGACCUAUAAUUACGUAGACAUAGUAUUUUCUCCCUACGGAAAAUACUGGAGACAAAUGCGUACAAGUUCCACCUUGGGACUCCUGAGCCGCCAAAAAGUCCACUACUUUCGUUCUAUUCGACAGGACGAGGUUUCCCGUCUAAUCCAGUCAAUCAAAUCAUCCUUAGAUUCGCCAAUCAAUCUUACCAAAAAGAUUUUUUCGCUAACAAAUGACAUAACUUUUAGAGCAGCGUUUGGAAAAAGAUGCGAAAAUAAAGAUGCACUCAUACCCUUGAUUGAGGAGGCAAUAGAGCUGUCGGGUGGUUUGGACGUGUCUGAUUUGUUUCCCUCACUCAAAGUCCUUCACUUUCUCAGCAGAAAAAGGCCUAAAUUACAGAGGCUUCAUUUAGAGAUGAACGAAAUCCUCGAGAAUAUCAUCGAUGAGCACGAAGAAUACCUUGAGAGCUCCGAAGGGGGAGAUGGUGAAGCUGGGGAGGAAGAUCUGGUCGAUGAGCUUCUCGGACUUAAGCAGAGAGGGGACCUUCAGUUUCCCAUGACAAACAACAAUAUCAAAGCUGUAAUUCUGGACAUUUUUUUCGCUGGAACCGAAACAUCUUCGGCUACAGUCGAAUGGGCAAUGUCAGAAAUGGUGAGGAAUCGAAGAGUGAUGGAAAAAGCACAAGCCGAACUAAGACAAGCCCUCAAGGGGAAGAAGAGCAUCGACGAAAGCCACAUUCAGGGCUUGGAAUAUUUGAAGCGGGUGAUCAAAGAAACUCUAAGGUUACACCCUCCUGUUCCCUUGUUGCUCAGAGAAUGUAGGGAACAAACAGAGAUCAAUGGAUACCUCAUACCCAUAAAAACAGAAGUUAUAGUGAACGCCUGGGCUAUCGGAAGAGAUCCUGGAUAUUGGAAAGAUGCCGAGAGUUUUUCACCAGAGAGAUUCGAUAAUAGUUCUUUCGAUUUUACAGUAAACAAACACAAAUAUGUUCCAUUUGGGGCAGGGAAAAGGAUGUGUCCAGGGAUAUUUUUCGGUCUAGCGAAUAUCGAACUUCCUCUGGCUCAAUUAUUGUAUCACUUUGAUUGGAAACUACGUGCUGGGAAGCCAGAAGAUCUAGAUAUGACAGAGACCUUUGGAGCAGCUACUAGGAGAAGAAGCAACUUGCACUUGAUUCCCACCCGUUAUUUUUCUUGAUCAUGAGUAAGGAAAGCCACCAUUAGAAUGUGAUGAGACCAUGAGUAAUCCUCCUUAUGAUUAUCUUGCAAAUGGUUAAGUUCCACAUUUCCAUUUCCUAUUUGUAAAUUUUUCGCACAAGUAAUUUCAAUUCCCUUACAUUUCCCCUUCCUUUGAGAAAAUAAGAUCUCAUCGCGUACAACGGUCUUGCAAAAAAUCAAGUCGAUUGAACAUCGAUAACCUAGUGAACGAAUCAUAUGUUUACAAUGCAAUAAUCAAUGUCCAGAAUAUUAAGCAAGUCAAAAAGAGUGAUUUGUUACUAGGUUAUUGAUGUUCGAUCGAUUUGAUUUUUUGCAAGGCCAUAGUAGGCAAUGAGAUCUUUCAAGUGAACCUUUUGGAUCACAUUUUCGAGUUCGGGACCCCGUUGUUUUGCCCAGGGACAGCAGGCCUC
Molecule: messenger RNA, 1942 nt
Organism: Rhododendron vialii
Lineage: Eukaryota; Viridiplantae; Streptophyta; Magnoliopsida; Ericales; Ericaceae
Product: cytochrome P450 CYP71D312-like
Exons: 2
Coding region: 1-1512 (503 amino acids)
Molecular function (GO): oxidoreductase activity, acting on paired donors, with incorporation or reduction of molecular oxygen; iron ion binding; monooxygenase activity
Source: RefSeq, a predicted model, not a curated record